Molecule: messenger RNA, 1077 nt
Organism: Mya arenaria
Lineage: Eukaryota; Metazoa; Mollusca; Bivalvia; Myida; Myidae
Product: putative nuclease HARBI1
Exons: 1
Coding region: 1-1077 (358 amino acids)
Source: RefSeq, a predicted model, not a curated record
AUGGCUACUAACAUUUGUGCUGCAGAAAAGAAAAUGCUCAUUGGGAGUGCCUGGCAGUUCUUAGAGUUCCAGAGCAGAGCGGUUGAUAUUUUUGCCGAACAGAUAGAUAGCGACAACAACAUUUUUAUCAUAUCUGCAGCUCAGAUAAGAGAAAACGCUACAAGAAGCAUAAAUUUCUUUGAGGAGACCAUUCCACGUUACAGUUUUGAUGAAUUCCGACAGCAUUUUCGUUUGACACGACCUUCGUUUGAAAUAAUACUCACAUAUUUAGGAAGCAUGGAAGGACAGGGGCCAACCAACAAGGGGAGGAAACAAAUACCAUUAGAGAAAGAGCUACUUGUAACGUUAUGGUACUUGGGAAACUUAGAGUCAAUCCGCUCAAUUUCUGACCGCUUCAAUAUUACUAGAUCCAGUGUGUAUAAGUGCACUAGGAAAUUUUGUAGGACUAUUUUAAGUUACUUGACACCUAAAUUUAUUCGUUGGCCAACUCUUUCUGGACCUGAUAUUCUUUUAAAAGUGCGAAGUGGCUUUUCAUCAUUGCCAGGUUGUGUAGGUGUGAUUGACUCAACACAUAUUCCUAUCAAAUCACCUCAUGAGGAUGAAGGUUCGUACAUAAAUCGAAAAGGGUUUCACUCACUUAUAUUACAAGGCAUUUGUGACGAUAAGAGAAAGUUCACUGAUGUAUUCUGUGGUUGUACUGGAAGAUGUCAUGAUGCUACUGUUCUUAGAAGUGCUCCUAUUUAUGAAGAAAUUAGUAAAAAUAAAGAAAAGUAUAUUCCGGAAAUCAGUUACAUCAUUGGUGAUCAAGCCUAUCCUUUACUGAACUGGUUGAUGAAGAAAUUUCCAGAGACAGGCACCCUGUCAACUGAGAAAUGCUUGUUCAACAAAUGUUUGUCUGCAAAACGACAGUUAAUAGAGCAAACAUUUGGGAUAUUAAAGGGUCGGUUUAGAAAGCUAAAAUUUAUGGACAUCUCUAAAACCAUUGAUAUUCCUGAAAUAGUUAUUGCAGCAUGUACACUUCACAACAUCUGUUCUGAUACUGAAGAAGACUUGGCCUUUUUUUUUGGAAAUGGAUGA